AUGUACCGAGGCCAGUUUUGGUCUCCGAGGUGUCCGAUUUUAAUUGGAAUUACAGGAUUUUUGAAGACAGAGAAACACAGCGAGGCGGAAGGGCCGGGAGUUGACAGCAGGAUGUCUCCGCCCCGUCCGCUCGCUGCCUUUAAGUUGCUCAGUGCCGCCGCCACUCGCUUCAAUUCUCACUCAGUUCUGAGUGUCAGAGAGAACUUGUGCAUAGUGGCCGAUAUGACGGAGACCGCAGCCGCUGAAGCGGUUCCUCAAGCCGUCCCCACCGCUCAAACUAAGGCUCCCAAGAAGAAGAAGCCGCCCGCCCGGAGCAAGGCAGCCGGUCUCAAGCUGGGCGAACAGAUCGACAAGCUUGUGGCGGAUUGCCGCGAUCGCAGAGGGUUGUCUUUAUUUGCGAUAAAGAAGAGUCUGGCUGCCAACCGCGUCGAUGUGGACAAGUGCCGCCACCUGAUCAAGAUGUGCAUCAAGAGGAGAUUAGUAAACGGUUUACUGGUCCAGAACAAGGGCUCCUUCAAGACCGGCAAGGGAGAAGCGGCCGUGAAAUCAGUAAAGAAAGCGAAGAUUUCAGCAGCCAAGACAUCCAAGAGCAAGAAACCGACGGCCAAGAAACCCCCGACCAAGAAAUCAUUGGCAAAAAAAUCUACCCCCAAGAAACCAGCGGUCAAGAAAGUUUCCACUAAGAAAGUUGUGGCCAAGAAACCAGCGGCUAAACUAACGGCGGCGAAGAAAGCAUCGCCCAAGAAGGCGGCGACGAAAACCCCCCAAAAGGCAGCAAAGAAGCCGGUAAAACGCCAGGUGAAGGCGAAAUCCAAGAAGGCAGCGUCCAAAAAGUGA
Messenger RNA from Amblyraja radiata (thorny skate), 837 nucleotides. Its product is annotated as histone H1-like. Gene Ontology annotation, molecular function: DNA binding. The transcript has a single exon. The record is from RefSeq and is a predicted model, not a curated record. Gene Ontology annotation, cellular component: nucleosome. Bases 1 to 837 code for a protein of 278 amino acids. Lineage: Eukaryota; Metazoa; Chordata; Chondrichthyes; Rajiformes; Rajidae. Gene Ontology annotation, biological process: nucleosome assembly.